Acanthosepion pharaonis is the source of this 960-nucleotide messenger RNA. Lineage: Eukaryota; Metazoa; Mollusca; Cephalopoda; Sepiida; Sepiidae. The record is from the annotation of a GenBank genome assembly.
AUGUCCUAUCAUACUGGCUACAAGGAAAUUGCAGGCUUCGUCAUUUUUUUUCUUCUAUUGACUUUCAUAUUAUUUUGUCUCCACCUUGUUUUUCAUUCAUUUUUACAUUCUCUCUCAUCUCUCACACCCAUUCCAUCUGAUGCUCUCUCAUCCUUUCUUGUCCUCUCACUGUUUCUCUCUCAUCCUUUCUUGUCCUCUCACUGUUUCUCUCUCAUCCUUUCUUGUCCUCUCACUGUUUCUCUCUCAUCCUUUCUUGUCCUCUCACUGUUUCUCUCUCAUCCUUUCUUGUCCUCUCACUGUUUCUCUCUCAUCCUUUCUUGUCCUCUCACUGUUUCUCUCUCAUCCUUUCUUGUCCUCUCACUGUUUCUCUCUCAUCCUUUCUUGUCCUCUCACUGUUUCUCUCUCAUCCUUUCUUGUCCUCUCACUGUUUCUCUCUCAUCCUUUCUUGUCCUCUCACUGUUUCUCUCUCAUCCUUUCUUGUCCUCUCACUGUUUCUCUCUCAUCCUUUCUUGUCCUCUCACUGUUUCUCUCUCAUCCUUUCUUGUCCUCUCACUGUUUCUCUCUCAUCCUUUCUUGUCCUCUCACUGUUUCUCUCUCAUCCUUUCUUGUCCUCUCACUGUUUCUUGUGCUGUCUCUUUCACUUGCAUCAUUUGUCUUGUUCUGUUUCUCUCUAUCUCUCACUGUCUCUCUUGUUCUGUUUCUCGAUCUAUUACUUUCUCUUUUACUCUCUUCUUUCUCUCUCUCUUUAAUUUCCUCUCUGUUGUCUUUAUAUUGCUUUUUUUCCUGUUUUUCAUUUUGAUCACUUUUUCCCUAAAUUUCUCUUACUUUCAUUUCUCUUUUUUUUUCCUAUUUACUUUUUCUUUCCUUCUUCUAUUUUCUCCUUUUUCUUUUUCUCCUCUUUUUCUAUAUCUCCUUAAUUUCUUUCUUAUUCCCAGUCUCUUCCUCCUCAUCAUUUUUUGA